UGUUCUUGUUUUUCAGUUCUUUACAUUAACAGUCCCAGUGUUUUUUUGUUUUUAUUUUUGUUUUUAUCUGAUACAAAUUUGCUAGAUAUUCAUUUAAUAGGUAUAUAUUUACCUUGAAUUUGUAAUGAUUACAGGUGAAACACUUAAAAGAUCAUGGAAAUGUUUAAAGUCAGCAAGGAAAGUUUAAGAUUCAUGUCCAAAAGAUUCACAACUGUGUUAGUUGUGUGUUUCAUAGCUUUGCCGGUGUUCUUCAUGGUCUCAAUGAUAUCUAGAAACUCAAACUUUAAUCUAAGUGCAGCCCUUGGUGUUGCUGUUCAAAAUGCUACACCAUUAGGUUUUGAUGCAAAAUAUGAGUCCUCUGAGCCCCCGGGAAUACCAGAUGACACGAGCCUUGAUGAAGCUCCGCAGUAUAAAUCUGGCAGUGGAUCAGAUUCACAAUACAAGUCCUCUCAGGCUCCCAACAUGCUAGAUGACAAACUACUCAAUGGAACCCUCGCUCCCGCUUUUGAUGAAGGAUCAGUUCGAAAAGAUGAGUCAUCUCAACCAACCAAUGUACAGAGUAAGAACAUGCACAAUGGAAAUCUGGCUGCCACAUAUGAUAAUAUAUCAGGCUCAGAGAGUAAUGUUUCUCAAGUUCCAAUGGUGAAAAAUAAUAAAUUGCUCGAUGAACUAAUUGCUCGUGGCUUUGAUGAAAGCUCAUGCUUAAGCAGGUAUCAGUCUGUUUUAUAUCGUCGAAUUUCUCCCCAUGAGCCCUCUCCUUAUCUCAUUGCAAAACUGCGCAAUUAUGAAAAGCUUCACCAGCGGUGUGGACCUUAUACAAAAUCGUACAACACAACGUCAAACACUCUCAAAUCUGGCCACAUAAGCAGCCCCACGAAAUGUAAAUACAUUGUCUGGAGGCCUGACAAUGGGUUGGGAAACAGGAUUGUAAGUAUGGUAUCAUCAUUUCUUUAUGCUUUGCUCACAAACCGUGUCUUGCUUGUUGAUCAUGGAAGUGACAUGACCGAUCUCUUUUGUGAGCCGUUUCCAAAUUCAUCAUGGUUAUUGCCUGUGGACUUUCCGCUAAGGAAUCAAUUCCGCAAUUCUGAACUCAGGUAUGCUCACAGUUUGGGGGGCAUGCUAGAAAAACAUAGCAUAUCAGAGGAGUUAACACCUUCAUAUCUUUAUCUUUCUCUUGCAAAACGUGAUUAUGAUCUUGAUAAGAAACUUUUUUACUGUGACCAAAACCAAGCUCUUCUCCAGAAAGUCCCUUGGUUAAUUUUGCUGUCAGAGCAAUAUUUUGCCCCUUCUUUCUUCUUGAUUCCAUUUUUCACAAAACAGGUAACCAAAUUAUUCCCUGAAAAAGACACCGUUUUUCAUCACUUGGGUCGAUAUCUUCUGAAUCCCUCGAAUCAGGUAUGGGAGAAGCUAAUCACCAGCUUCUAUGAUGCACACUUAGCCAAAGCAGAUGAAAGGAUUGGCUUCCAAAUAAGAGUAUUCCAUGCGAAUGCUGCAGCAUUUGAAAUUGUUAUGGAUCAAAUAUUAGCAUGUUCUACAAACAAGAAAAUUCUACCAAAAGUGGUCGACACAGAAAAAUCUGCUGUUUCCUCCGCGAGUCAUACAUCAUCAAAAGCUAUUUUAGUAACAUCUUUAUACACUGAGUUCUACAAGAAUUUGAGCAGUAUGUACAAGCAUAAACCAACUGUGACAGGGGAUGUCAUUGGGGUUUACCAGCCGAGCCACGAAGGAUAUCAACACCGUGGAGACAAUUUGCACAAUAUGAAGGCAUGGGCUGAAAUUUAUCUCCUGAGUUUGUGUGAUGUGUUGGUGACUAGUGCUUGGUCAACUUUUGGUUAUGUAGCUCAUGGUCUUGGAGGUUUGAAACCAUGGAUUUUGCAUAAGCCAGGCCAUGGAAUAUAUCUUCCCUGUAAGCAAGCAAUGUCUAUGGAGCCCUGCUAUCACUAUCCCUUCAGUUACAAUUGCAAGUCAAAGAAUGAAGUUGAUCCCGUAACUCUUGUUCCGUAUGUACGGAAAUGUGAGGAUAGAGGGUCAGGAGUGAAGCUUUUUAAUGAACACUAGAAACAGUAGCUGCAUUUUUCGGAAGUAGCAUAUCCUGAUGUGAUGGAUUAGGCCUACACAGAUUAGCCUAGUGCUAAAAGUUAAAGAUUGGAAUUUAUGUUGGAUAUCCAUCUUUUGAAUUCGAAGGCUAGUUGAAUGCUAUUCUAAAUUUUUUACUUGUAUGAUUAUUCCAAUCUGUUUCCUGACUAUACGGACUUGGAAACACGGCUCCUCUGAUGCUACGAGGAUGAUUAAGGAAUACAGAUAAUUCUGCUACACAUACUUUUGGCGGCAGGAUUCGAUGGCGCAUCCUACAUAAGCAGCCAUUACCCACAGUAGUCGGCAACAUCAUAGCAGCUUAUUAUGACAAUUAUUUUGCAUCUGCACAAGUUGGUAUAAGUUAAUCAAUUGCUGGCCAUGUGGCUCAAGGUCUUACGGUGGAUGGCAUCAGGGCUUGGUGAAAAUUACCCAAAUGCAGACUCGGCAACUAGCCAUAUCUAUGAAGCCUUAUAUCUAUUUUUUGCCACCAAGUUUUGGAUGCAAUGUCAAAGUUUGAUGCUGCAGUGCUGAUCUUGUGAGUUCUCUUGUGUUUGUGCAUUACCUGACCUCAAGCUCAAGAUUUGCUCAAUUUGGAUGUAGUUUUUCGCUUCUUGUAGCCUACAAAAUUACUAUUUUUUCUUUAGGAAAAAAGAACGAAAACAUGAAAUAUUAGAGGCAUGAGAUGUUUUAUGUAAUGGGAAUCUGGAUAUAGGAAUAUAUCAGAAAGAACGAUUUUGUCA
Messenger RNA from Mercurialis annua (annual mercury), 2816 nucleotides. RefSeq names its product galactoside 2-alpha-L-fucosyltransferase-like. The record is from RefSeq and is a predicted model, not a curated record. Bases 154 to 2058 code for a protein of 634 amino acids. Gene Ontology annotation, cellular component: Golgi apparatus; membrane. The transcript has 5 exons. Gene Ontology annotation, biological process: cell wall biogenesis; xyloglucan biosynthetic process. Gene Ontology annotation, molecular function: galactoside 2-alpha-L-fucosyltransferase activity. Lineage: Eukaryota; Viridiplantae; Streptophyta; Magnoliopsida; Malpighiales; Euphorbiaceae.